Momordica charantia (bitter melon) is the source of this 3158-nucleotide messenger RNA. It is a transcript of the gene ISA1, whose product is annotated as isoamylase 1. The record is from RefSeq and is a predicted model, not a curated record. Lineage: Eukaryota; Viridiplantae; Streptophyta; Magnoliopsida; Cucurbitales; Cucurbitaceae. Gene Ontology annotation, molecular function: hydrolase activity, hydrolyzing O-glycosyl compounds. Gene Ontology annotation, biological process: carbohydrate metabolic process.
AAAGUAAGGUUAGAGAUUGAAAUUGGCGCCGGAUUCCUAAAAAGUGGUGGAUAAGUUGGAGAUAUUUUGAUUUCUGAGGUGCAAAAAUAUUUUGCGAGAGGACUCAGAAUUUGCCGAAUCAAGGGUGACCGUACCAUCGAAGCUUUUAGAAUCCAUUCCAUCUCUUACCCACGUCCGUCCAUGGACGACAAUGACACCCGUGGACCCAACUUCUCUGAAAAGAACGGCCAUGGCAGAAGCAACGAGUUCCAUGUUUGCUCACUCGACAGUUAAGGCAAGCAACGCUUUGAGGUGAGCUCAUAUGUUUCACCCAACUAAGCUAUGAUUUGUAAUUAGCUUGCCUUGAACAGGCGAUGAGCAUAAUUCUCUGAACAAAUGGAGCUGGUAACUCGGAGUACUUCCCUGUGUUGGUCCGCGUGCUUUCUGUGCGCUCCGAAGUCGAGAUUUCCUGAAUGUCGACGCCGUAGUUCGAAGAAUAAUGCAGUUCGAAGCCGGAGAAGAAGUGAUAUCCACAUGGAUUUGGAUGCUAAUUGGAUUAAUUCGAGGAUGAAGAUGUCGCUGACUAGAGCGAGUAAUCGUGGAGCAGAGGUUGGGACUUCGGUCGCGAUGGCGGAAGAGGUCGAGGUUUCCAAUUUGCAUCGGUUUGAAGUGUUCGAGGGUGAUCCGGCGCCUUUGGGUGCCACGGCUCGAGACGGCGGGAUGAAUUUCGCUGUCUAUUCUGGCAAUGCGGUUUCAGCUACCCUGUGUUUGAUGAACCUUUUCGAUUUGCAGGAGAAUAGAGUGACCAAGGAGGUCACCCUUGAUCCCUUAACUAAUAAAACUGGGGAUGUCUGGCAUGUAUUUUUGAAGGGAGGUUUUACCGAGAUGCUUUAUGGCUACAAAUUUGACGGGGAAUUCUCCCCUCAGGACGGAUGCUACUUUGACCCUUCUCGGAUUUUGUUAGAUCCUUAUGCUAAAGCCGUUAUUAGCAGAGGGGAGUUUGGUGCCCCGGGACCUGAUAACAACUGCUGGCCCCAAAUGGCUGGCAUGGUACCCACUGUUAUUGAUGAGUUUGAUUGGGAAGGGGAUUUACCUCUGCAGUACCCACAAAAAGAUCUUAUAAUAUAUGAAAUGCAUGUACGGGGGUUCACCAGGCAUGAAUCAAGUCAUUCGGAGUUUCCUGGUACCUAUCUUGGUCUAGUGGAGAAGCUAGAUUACUUGAAGGAACUUGGGGUCAACUGUAUAGAGUUAAUGCCAUGCCAUGAAUUCAACGAGUUGGAAUAUUUUAGCUACAACUCUGUCUUGGGUGACUAUAAGAUGAACUUUUGGGGAUACUCAACUGUUGGUUUCUUUUCACCAAUGAUACGAUAUUCUUCUGCUGGCAUACGAAAAUGUGGCCAGGAUGCAAUAAAUGAAUUCAAGCUUCUUAUUAGAGAAGCUCAUAAACGUGGAAUUGAGGUGAUCAUGGAUGUUGUUUUUAAUCACACGGCUGAGGGGAAUGAAAAUGGCCCUAUUUUUUCUUUCAGGGGUGUUGAUAAUAGUGUGUAUUACAUGCUUGCACCAAUGGGAGAGUUCUAUAAUUAUUCGGGAUGUGGGAACACAUUUAAUUGCAAUCAUCCAGCUGUCCGUAGAUUUAUUGUGGACUGCUUGAGAUAUUGGGUAACAGAAAUGCACGUGGAUGGGUUUCGCUUUGACCUUGCUUCUAUAAUGACCAGAGGUAGCAGUCUCUGGGAUGCAGUAAAUGUGUACGGAAAUCCAAUAGAAGGUGAUGUACUCACAACUGGUUCUCCCCUUGGCAAUCCUCCAUUAAUUGACAUGAUAAGUAACGACCCAGUACUUCAAGGAGUGAAGCUCAUUGCAGAAGCAUGGGAUGCUGGGGGCCUCUACCAAGUUGGCACAUUUCCUCACUGGGGUGUUUGGUCAGAAUGGAACGGGCAGUAUCGAGACAUUGUACGGCAGUUCAUCAAAGGUACAGAUGGCUUUUCAGGCGCUUUUGCUGAAUGCCUUUGUGGGAGCCCUAAUCUUUACCAGGGAGGAGGAAGGAAACCAUGGAAUAGUAUCAACUUUAUUUGUGCACACGAUGGUUUCACUUUGGCUGAUUUAGUGACUUACAAUAAUAAACACAAUUUAGCAAAUGGCGAAGACAACAAUGACGGUGAAAGUCAUAAUAAUAGCUGGAACUGUGGACAGGAGGGAGAGUUUGUUAGCAUGAGUGUAAAGAAAUUGAGGAAAAGACAGAUGAGAAAUUUCUUUGUCUGCCUCAUGGUUUCCCAAGGCGUCCCAAUGAUUCAUAUGGGCGAUGAAUAUGGUCACACAAAGGGAGGAAACAACAAUACGUAUUGCCAUGAUAACUAUAUCAAUUAUUUCCGUUGGGACAAGUUAGAAGAGUCAUCAUCUGACUUCCAUAGGUUUUGCAGUCUUGUGACCACAUUCCGCCAUGAAUGUGAGUCACUUGGCUUAAAUGAUUUCCCAACAGCUGAGAGACUGCAAUGGCAUGGUAAUUCUCCUGGAAAGCCAGACUGGUCUGAAGCAAGCCGUUUCGUGGCCUUCACUCUGGUUGAUUCGGUGAAAGGAGAAAUUUAUAUAGCCUUCAAUGCCAAUCACUUACCUGUCACCGUGACAUUGCCCGAGAGGCCUGGAUACAGAUGGGAGCCAUUGGUAGACACGGGUAAGAUCUCGCCGUUCGACUUCCUCUCAAGCGAUCUUCCCGAAAGAGAUGUGGCAAUCCGACAGUACGCUCACUUCCUUGACAACAAUCUUUAUCCCAUGCUUUGUUAUUCUUCCAUCAUUCUUCUGCUUUCUCCAGCAGAAGCAUCAUCCUGAUCAUCGCCAUAUCCCAUAAACACUAUGAUCUCCAUCGUUGCAUAGAAACAUGGUUUGAACUCAGUGUAAACUUGGAAAGCUGCCAAAGAAUAUCACCUUAUAAAUUUAAGUAAUUCUGUUUGUUUGUUAGCUUUUUGGCAGAGAAAUCGGAAUUUCAUUCAUUAAAAAGAAAAAGAGAAAAAGGAAAUCCCCAACAAAGAGGCAUAUUAAAACACCAGUCCACCAUUACAAAGAGAAGAUGCGAAAGGGGGGAGAGGAUUUACAGUUUACACCAACAACAAACUGUAUAAACUAAAUACUCAGAAAAAGGUAUCAAAUACAAAAAGGGGAGACUAAUUUUAUAGUGUUGUUUGUGA